Molecule: messenger RNA, 3739 nt
Organism: Haemorhous mexicanus (house finch)
Lineage: Eukaryota; Metazoa; Chordata; Aves; Passeriformes; Fringillidae
Gene: RBBP8
Product: RB binding protein 8, endonuclease
Exons: 19
Coding region: 370-3108 (912 amino acids)
Biological process (GO): double-strand break repair via homologous recombination; DNA double-strand break processing involved in repair via single-strand annealing
Cellular component (GO): site of double-strand break
Molecular function (GO): flap-structured DNA binding; double-strand/single-strand DNA junction binding; single-stranded DNA binding
Source: RefSeq, a predicted model, not a curated record
CGCCCCCGGCACGGGCCCGCCGCAGCCCCUCUGGCCCCGGGACCCCGCCGGGCGCUCCUCAGGCACUGCCCCGCCUGUCUGAGGGAGCCCCGUUCUCUCCAUUUGGGAGGCUCCCGCCGCUCGGGAGAAGCGGCGUGUGGGACAUGCCAUACCGCUCCCCUGGCGUCCCGGCUGCGGGGUGUGACCCAAGCCUGGCGGGAAGCUCCCAGGUGUUGGUCAUGGCAGGAUUUCCCUGCGGAGCAUCCCGGCGUGUCUAUCGAACGUACACCCCUCUUCAGAAACAGUUUCAUAACUAUGUAAUUUAAAAUACAAAGUUUGAGAGUGAGCCAGUUCUGCAAGUCAAAGACGCUGGGAGAAGGAAAAAGCAAGAUGAAUGCAUCUGGAGGAAGCUGUGGCAGCCCUAGUUCUGCAGAACCUACAGGAGAUUUCUUCAAAGAACUGUGGUCCAAACUGAAGGAAUGUCAUGAUAAAGAAGUACAAGGCUUACAGCUGAAAAUAUCUAAGUUGAAAAAGGAAAGAUGCUUGGAUGCAGAGAGGCUUGAAGAGUUCUAUACCAAGAACCAACAGCUCAGAGAACAGCAAAAAGCACUUCAUGACACCAUCAAGGUUUUAGAAGACAGAUUAAGAGCGGGGUUAUGUGAUCGCUGUGCUGUAACCGAAGAACAUAUGAGAAAGAAGCAGCAAGAGUUUGAAAAUAUCCGGCAGCAGAAUCUCAAACUUAUAACUGAGCUUAUGAAUGAAAAAAACAACUUACAGGAUGAGAAUAAAAAGUUAACUGAACAGUUCCAGCAAUUACAGAAGGAGCUAGAGAUGCAAAAGCAGCAAGCUGUGGAGGCAGAAGAAGUUAUUCCAGAUUCUCCAGUUCUAACAUCUUCAUUUUCUGUGGUUAAUCGUAUGAGAAGAAAAAAAGAGAAUAGGCAUGUCCGAUAUACGGAACAUACACCCCCAGAUUUGGAACUUAGGGAAAGCAACAGUGUGUUUGGAAAAAUUCCACUCUUUUCCACACAAGUGAGCACUCACCAUGGAGGAGAGAUACUAGUGACAGACACUUGUGAUCCACAACUGUCCCCUGUGCCAAAUAAACCAAGAGUGGGAGCAUACCCUCUUCCAAAGCCAUCUUUUAACUUGGCUGCAGUUGUUGCAGAAACAAUUGGACUUGGUGUUGAAGAGGAAUCUGAGUCCCAGAGUGUACUGAAUCUUCCCCUCACUAAUACAGUUACGAGCCAGGCCUCAGAGAGCAUGCAGUGUGAAGACUCAAGAAAACAUCCAACUUCUGAAUCAAAAAAUGAUGACAACGCUUUAGGUAUUUCAGAUCCAUCUCAUAAUACUCCACCACAUGAUGACUGGGAUUCUCGGGUAGCUUCUCCUGUUUUUGGAGCUUCUAGCAGCAUGAAGAACAACUCAAGUACAGUUCAUGCUCCUUGUAUUUUAGAUUCAGGAUUGAAGCCUCAUCUCAAAACCAACCUCUUCAACAAUCCAUCCAGUACCAGAUCUCAUAAAAGUAGAUCAAAAUCUGAAGAUGUUGCUUUUGUUGCACCACUGAAUCUUGGGACGGAAAUCAAUUCAGUAAUCAGUCAGGCCUCUGUCCAUAGGCAAAUGGUUGUGAAAAAGAAUUCUAAUGAGGCUUUAACCUGUGUUGGAAACACCUGUACAGCUAAAAAUGAGGUGAUCAAGAGUGAUGUCCUCCUUGUUUACCAGAAGCAGCUAGAAGGCAGGUGUGCUAAGAGAAAGAAAGCUGAAGAUGAUCAUGCAGUUAGCUGUGAGCAAACAUCAUUCAGCAAAGAGAACUCUGUGCCCUUUCGAUCUGAUGUUCAGCAGGUCAAUGGGGAACAUACAGGGGAUAAGCCCUUGGAUCUGUCUGAUCGCUUCUCUGGAGUUCGUGCUCAAGAGAAAAAACAAGGAAGUGAGGAGACAUAUAAAAACAGACUGAAGCAAGUGACUCUGCAUGACAUUUUUUCACACAUAGGGAAAACCAUUCCUGAAGGUUCAGCAUCCGUUCAAAAUGCCAACAAUGAGAGCUGUUUGUUGGGCAGAGAUUUACAAGAGGAAUCCUGUGUACAAGAGGCAGUGCUGGGAAGAGCAUUCCCUGACAGGAAAAACCAGAUCCCAACGAAAGAAGAAGUUCCUCCCUUCAAAUUUGCACCACUGCCGAGUUCUGCAGAGACAGAGGAACUUUUUGAUGAUGUAAAGGUUGCCAGUGGCCAUGUACCGAAUAGAAAGAAAACAAGGACAGGACAUGGAGAGUCUGAACCAGCAUCUGUACUUCAGCCAAACCCUUGUAGACUAUCAAAAAGUAAAGCACAGCAAAAUGAGCAAGACCUGAAAGAUAAACCUUCUAUAGAUAACUUCCAGUGGAGCAUAGACCCAGGAGCUGACCUUUCACAGUACAAAAUGGACAUUACUGUGAUUGAUACAAAGGGUGGUUCUCAUACCAGAGUUGGAGGGGAAGUUGUUGAUAUGGAUUAUACUUAUGUUAGUGACAGUGUGCUAUUAGAAAUGAAAAAUCAACAGCAAAAUCAGGAAAGCAGUCCACGAGGAGAAAUAACAGAUAUGUUUGAUCGAACAAGCCAUGAAGAAUAUGAAUCCUGCCUACCAGAAGAUAGUCCUCCUGCAUGUGAUGAAAGAGAAACUCUUCAUGGUGAAGAGCAGGAUAAGGGAUUAACAGCAGCAAGCAAGAAACUAAAGAAAUAUGAGGAUAAACAAGAUAAAGCCAAGCAGAAAGCUUUUGUGGAGCCUUAUUUCAAAAGUGAUGAGAGAAAGAGUACUGUGUUAGAUUUUCCUCAUAUUGAGGUUAUUCGGAAAAAAGAAGAAAGAAGAAAAUUACUUGGCCACACUUGUAAGGAAUGUGAAAUAUAUUAUGCAGACAUUCCAGAAGAAGAGAGAGAGAAGAAACUAGCUUCCUGUUCAAGACAUAGAUUUCGCUACAUUCCUCCAAAUACUCCUGAAAAUUUCUGGGAGGUUGGAUUUCCUUCCACCCAAACCUGUGUGGAAAGAGGGAGCCUUGAUUUUUAUGGACCGUAUAACUUGUUACUACCCAUUUGGAAUCUGCUUGCAGCCUCAUUAAAAAUUAGCUUCUUGGCUGUCUCCUUGUUCUUCUGGAGUAAGUAAGAGCUGUUCAGUUGUUAAUGGUUCUCAACAGCAUAUCAGAGGCAGACUUUAGAUCAACCCUCCCUUGGAAAAGGGAAUAUUUUGUAGCAGUGCAGCAAGAGAACUAAAACACAAGAGAGCUCCCAUGAUGAGCAAUUGCUCUUGCCACUCCAGUGUAGCGGGGUACAACAUAUGUAUUUUCUACUCCUUAUUGGUAUCUUGAACCAUCAGUUUGUGUUGUUUUGGUUUCUUUGGUUUUUUUGGUUUUUUUUUUGAUAACUGAGUUACAUUGAAUUUUCCAACUAUGGAGAAUUUUCCAACUAUGAAGUAGAAAUCUACUACUCUCAUUUCGGUGGAUGUUGUUGCUGAUCAACAGUAAGGAAUUGACAAAAGCCAGGUGCUGAAACUGACUUACAUAAAAUGUCUGUUCACUGUCAGUGUUAGCUAAGUUGAGCAUGUUAUAGAAAUUUUCUAUCCACUUCUCUUAUCAGAGGGCUUUCAAGGUGUGUUUGAUCCAUAGGCUCAUGUUCAGCUUUUUCCAGUCUUUAUAAAUCUGGGUGCUCUUAAAACAGAGGGAGGUACUGUUUAUACCUACAAAACACAUGUGCCUGAAGUUUCCUCUGUAUUACUAGGAUUUACAUUUUCGAAAGUG